AUGCUUCGCGCUUACCAACAUAUUGUCUAUAGGAUUGAUGUACCGCGACGUCUGCGCCGUGCUAUCCUUCUCAACGACCUCGACCUUGUGAAGCGCAUCGUGCGCAACAACCCCUUGUACCUACAGAACCCGGACUUCGACGACAAGAGUAAUACAAGCUUGCAUCUCGCGGCGAAGAAUGGAUUCACCGCGAUUGCGGAAUUCCUUGUUGGAGCCGGCCACGAAAACGAGCUUGUCAGCCGCAACAACGAGCUCGAGACGCCGCUCAUGCUGGCAGCCAUGGCAGGCAAGGAAGAAGUCGGCGUGAUGCUGGCAAAGCGGUUUCCAGGAUGUAUUGCGUGGCAGAACAGAACUGGGCUGGACGCCCAGCUCAUGCUUGCCUGCAAAAGCGGCACAGGCACCCUUCACCUCAUCCCUACGUUACUCCUCCACGCACCCCAGAUCCUCACCUCCUACGACCACGUCGGCAACACGGCGCUGCAUCACGCCUCCGCUGCCGGCGAACUCAAAGCGCUCCGCAUGCUCCUCCAGUAUGGCGCCAAUCCGCUUGCCUCAAACGCUUACUCCUGA
Messenger RNA from Didymosphaeria variabile, 570 nucleotides. It is a transcript of the gene AVO2, whose product is annotated as Target of rapamycin complex 2 subunit avo2. The coding region runs from base 1 to 570 and encodes 189 amino acids. Lineage: Eukaryota; Fungi; Ascomycota; Dothideomycetes; Pleosporales; Didymosphaeriaceae. The transcript has 4 exons. Gene Ontology annotation, molecular function: protein binding. The record is from RefSeq and is a predicted model, not a curated record.